Messenger RNA from Seriola aureovittata, 3431 nucleotides. RefSeq names its product CD247 antigen like (gene cd247l). The coding region runs from base 149 to 541 and encodes 130 amino acids. NCBI's taxonomy places the organism in Eukaryota, Metazoa, Chordata, Actinopteri, Carangiformes, Carangidae. The record is from RefSeq and is a predicted model, not a curated record. The transcript is spliced from 7 exons.
ACCAAGUCUUAGUCCACUGACAGGUAGUCAGUUCAGCCACUUCCUCUGAUCAGAGUGAGAGGAGACUGAAGCAACUAUAAAACAGCCAGGAGAGAAAGAUAGAAAGAAAGAAAACCUUGUUUUUACAGAUAGAAUAAGAGAUAGAGACAUGGACACGCUGAUGACAGGUGUGUUUCUGCUGUUUGUGCUCCCGGUGCCUGUUUCUUGUAUUGAGGGUUUUUUCGCUGAACCGGUCAUCUGCUAUUUCCUGGAUGGGGUCCUGAUGAUUUACUGCAUCGUCGCCACUGCGUUCUUCUUCAGAGAAAAGUUUUCCUACAAACCAUCUGUGGCUGUUGUAGUGUCCGAAGAAAAUGGUGGCAUUUACCAGGAGCUUGAGAGACCAAAAGACGCUGAUCCUUAUGAGGUGCUUGAACCAUCAAAAAGAAAGAAAAAGGCUGCCAAGAAAAAGAAAUCUGAGUCGACCCAACCUGAGGAGAAGGAUAAAGAUCCCUAUGAAUCGUUGAUCAUCCCCGCCCCACUUCCACCUAAGUCUCCCCAGUGAGGCCGUGCAUGGCAACUCCUGAGUCAGCAGCAUUGUUCAUUGCAGCAUCUAUUAUGAUAAUAAUAAUAAUAAUCAUAAUAAUCAAAUGUUUAAAUUGUAAAUUAAGCAAAAAUGCCAGAUAUUCUGUGGAUCCAGAUUUGUUGCUUUCCUCUGUUAUAAGUGAUAGUCCCUUAAGUAUCUUUGGGUUUUGAACUGCUGAUUAGACAAAAAAGAUAAUUUGAAGACAUCACUUUGAUUAACAAUAUAUUGCAACUUGAAAAUUUCUUUAGAUUUUAUAAACCAAAUGUUAAAAAAAUGACAAAUUAAUCAGUAGUGAGAACACUUGUUUUCUCUACUGUAAACAGACAUCAAACUUCAUUUUUGAUUUUUAAAUAUCCACAAAAUAUUCCACAUUUUGUGUAAAAACAAAGUCUCCAGCCGUGCUAAUGGCUCUGCUUUGAGCUAAACGCUAACAUGCUAAUGGUGUCAAUGACAAUGCUAAUGUUUGCUGUGUGUUAGUAAGCUAACAUUUGCUAAUAAGGUCACAUUUUAUCAGCAUGUACAACAUCUAAUAAAUGUUUCUAACAUUAUACUGUUGUAAGCACAUAUGAGGACAUGUUCCUUAACUGUAAGUUAUUUUUCAAUUAAGACACAUUGUAUAAAUGCAUCAAUAAACUCCAAUAUCUCCUUACAACUACAUUACAGUGUGUUUUAAACAAUUCAAUAAGUGUCUAUGUUGUGCUAAAUAGGGGUGCUUAGUGUUACCUCUAAUUAGCGCUCAACCCAACAGGCUUAUUGGAAGGUCAGUUUCUAAGUGUUGAACAAAUUGAUAAUUUUACCUGAUUAUUACAAUUAAUCCUGUUGCGGGACCUGAGUGUGUGUGCCAAAUUUGCAAGCAAUAGAUCUAAUACUUGCUGAGAUAUUUUAGUCUGGGCCAAAGUGAUGAACGAAGCGACCUACACUGCCAUCCAUAAAGUCCCCUGCACCUGCUGUAAAUCAUUACACCAGUUAAGCUUUAUCCUGUAACUGAAUGUCCAAUUAAAGACAAAGCACGUCAAAACACUUGGAAAAUGGUUUAAUGAUGUUUACAACAAAAGAGAACUGUACAGUUACAGUAAAAGAUUAUCUUUAUAUGUGUAUAAAAACAAAACAAACAAAAAUACAGCAGACAAAUGCAUCAAAAUCUACUAUGUAUCCUGAUUCACAUACUUAAAACUCCUACACAAUCUUUCAGUUCUAUGCCGCCACAAGUGGAGGCUUUUUUUUUUUUUCUUUUUCUUUUUUUUUGUCUUGUAGUCAGAUCGGAGCAGUGUCCCUCAGUGUUGUAGUCCAUAAUGGAAAUCAAAACUCCUUACAUUAGAGUCCUGGAAAGUCAACUCUUGUCAGACUGCAGAAUAAGAAAAAAGGGAAAUAAAACGGGGACACAUUCCUUUAGAUGAGCCCAAGCUUCCAAGGUGAGUAGUAAAUGUUUUACAGAAUGCAUUUCUUGAGAUACACAGACUUAAUAUGUACAUGGUUGGCGUUUUUUUUUCUUUUUCUUAUUUUUCCUCUCUUGUUGAAAGCCAUGGUCACUUGGGCUGUGAACUGAUAAAUCACACACGACACACCCAAAAACAUACAAAAAUACUAUAUCUUUAACCUACCAAGAGUAAGACAGUUUUGCAAUUAGUUCCAUGCUGUGACAGAAAAAGGAGAUUACAACAAACAAAUGAGAAACAGACGCUUUUCACGCAAGUUUAUCUCAGAAAUAUACCAAAAUAUACAUCUAAGCUUUGGAAUUACUGAGGCUAGGACUAAAGCCAGUGCUGGGUUUGUCUCUUAAUACACAUGCUGCAGGGUGGAAGGGCGAGAAAACAGAGAGAGAGACAGGACAGAGAGAUAUCUUUGGUAUCUGCAUUUGUCAAAAGUUAAAUAUUUGGAUUUUUUGCUUUGGGAUAGCGCUUGUGAGGUCCUACAACCUCACCUAGAGUAAAGCAUUAAACAAAGUGUCACUGAAGCCCGUCGGCCAGAGGUCUGAGCCGGAGGGACACAGUCCAUGCAGAGUGAAGGACCAUGAUGCAUAGUGUCACAGCUGAUCAGAGUCUGUAGUGAAGAGACAAUGUCAAAGGAGAGAGCUGAAGAGGGAAGGUGGGAGGGAGGAAGAGGAGGGGGGGGGGCACAGCAGUGAGUUUUAGGGACCGCAGGAUGUAUAUUCCUGGAGACAACAGGGUAAUGUCCUGGGACUACAGUGUACAGGUGAUGAGGAAGAGACACACGCACUGUGAGAGGCAGGAACAGCAUUUUUCACCACAGUCCUUGAGAGAGAGAGAGAGAGAGAGAGAGAGAGAGAGAGAGAGAGAGAGAGAAAGAGAGUGGAGGGGGAACAUCCUAGCAACAGCGCUCAAGACAAACAAACAUACAGAGUCCUGAGCAUGUACAGUGUGCACAGGAGUAACCCUCAGCGUGUAUUAACAAACAUCACCCAGCUACCACCGGAUUGGUUCGUGUCUGUCGGAGAGAAGCCCGCUCACCUCCCGCUCAGCCCCCUCCGAUCCCCGCCCACAGGCACUGAAACCGCUGCACCGGCGGGAUGCCGGAGUGUUUUGUUUUUCCGGGCGGAUACACAUUCGCAUGCAAUAAAAAGCAAACUUUUUUUUUUCCUUUUUUUCUUUUUUUUUUUUUUACAGAUGAACCGAGGACUCGGGUGAGAGCGUGCAGCCGGGAUUUGAUGCUGAGCAGUGAGACGGGGAUGGGCGGGAGAUGGUGUCGUUCGUAUACAAUCAAGUUAGAAGUCUUUGGUUAAUGUUGGUAUCACAGGGGAAGCGAGAGCGGGCUGCGACAGCGCACCGUCAUGUGGGAAGACUUGUUCAUACCUGUACCUGAUCCGAGUGAAAAUACAAUUAAAAAUUAAAAAAGAAAAGAAAAAAAAAAA